AUGACUGAGAUGUUGAUGGAACAUUGCAUCCUUGAAGAGAAGGCGGCUGACCGCUUUCUGAUGGGUAUGAAAGAAAUGUUGUGGAAGUACUCGCUUUGCAGGAAUGUCUGGAUGGAAAUUGCACUGAAAGUUGUUUCUGUGAUGCUGGUGCAAGUGGUGUCGAACGCGCAGGCCUUUUCCAGCGACAUCAACCGCGCCUACAAUUUGUGUUUGCUUAUCGUCAUGGGUAUCACACUUGCCACCGCUGUCCUGAUUUGGAUCAUGAAGCCUUAUGCGCAACCGCAAGUGAAUCAACUCCAAGUCUGCGGUUUUGUCUCUUUGGCAGUUGCAGCUUUGGGCUUUGUGAAGCAUAACAUAUGGCUCAGCAGAAUGGCCCUUCUAUUACCUUUCUUGGUGACAGGGAGUCAGGCUCUUUGGUGGCCUGACAGCCCUGCCAGCUUGGCUAGCCGCCUUUGGAGGCAGCUGGAGCCAGGGCUUGCCGACUUGAAGAAGGGUGUCACGCAGGAGGUGGCAGCUUCUUCCUUCUACAUAGCGAGCAGAAGUGAAUGUGUGGAAAUACAGUCCCUGGCCUUGGCUCUUCGACGCUCACCAGCCGAACCAUGGCUUCCGGCCAUCGGAGGCGUGCCUGGCCACCACAAAGAUCGCAACGGCGAUCCGCGGCAUGGGCUGAUGGAGAUCAUGGUCAUCGCUCGGCCUACCGUCCGUGGUAAAGUCACUUUCCUCCACAAGGAGGUGCUGCAGCAAUGGGUUCCAGUCGGCGCACAGGUGGAAGUUGCGGCUCUCAGCCGCUUAGGCGAGUUCCACGUGGACGACGGCAGCGGUCCCUGGCUUCGCGAUCGGAUUCUGAUCACAGCCUCGGAGACUGAAGAUUUGGCCAUGACGGCAGAGGCUGUUGAGGGUGGCAUCCAGCACUUGCUUUCUGGCACUGGGCUCACCCCAGACUCGAGGGUGGAGCCGCCGCCAGCCGAUGAGUGGGAUCUAGCGCGAUCCGGUCUCCUCCACCGGGAUGUGGGAGCCAGUAAGCUCUGA
Symbiodinium pilosum is the source of this 1029-nucleotide messenger RNA. Lineage: Eukaryota; Dinophyceae; Suessiales; Symbiodiniaceae. The record is from the annotation of a GenBank genome assembly.